Microthlaspi erraticum is the source of this 4551-nucleotide messenger RNA. The record is from the annotation of a GenBank genome assembly. NCBI's taxonomy places the organism in Eukaryota, Viridiplantae, Streptophyta, Magnoliopsida, Brassicales, Brassicaceae.
AUGGGUUUCACUCUCUUGAGAGCUCUUCGUGAUUUACCAGUAGUGGAAUCGUCUUCCAUCUUCAUCAACUUGACUCUUUUCUUAGUAUUCAUAUUCGCAAUCUCCGCAAGACGCUUACUUUCGUGUCUCCGUCGACGUCGCUUCUUCAAACACGAUGCCGUAGGAAACUCGAGCUCCGUCAAUGUUGGUGCUUCCGGAGAAACCCGUGAGGUUGAAAUCACCGUUGGAUAUAAAUUCUCGGUGUUUUGCUGUUUCUUCGUCUUAAUCGUGCAAGUUUCAGUGUUAGCGUUCGAUGUUCUCGGAGUGAUUAAGAAAAGUCGUGAGAUUUAUGAUAUUUUCUCGCCGGCCACACAGAUUCUAGCUUGGUUGGUGUUAUGCACAUCAGUUGUUCGAUGUAAUUACACCUCUGCAGAAAAAUUCCCUUUCUUGUUGAGGCUAUGGUGGAUUGUGGAAUUCUUCAUCUGUGUAUGGGCUUUGUUUAUAGACUCGAGAGAGCUUGUUGUGAACGGCUCAAGCCAUUUGUCUUCACACGUUGUUGGGAACUUUGUUGCAGCUCCUGCUCUGGCUUUCCUCUGCUUCCUUGCUUUCAGAGGUGUUUCAGGUCUGCGAGUUGUUAACAGUUUCAAUCUUCUUGACCCUUUGCUCGUUGAAGAAGAGGAAGAAGAAGAAGAAGCAGGGUGUCUCAGUGUUACUUCUUAUAGUGACGCCGGAUUGUUCAGCCUUGCUACGCUUUCGUGGCUGAACCCUCUUCUCUCACUUGGCGCCAAGAGGCCUUUGGAUCUCAAGGACAUUCCUCUGCUCGCUCCGAAAGACAGGGCAAAGACGAAUUACAAAGUCUUGAACUUUAAAUGGGAGAAGUUAAAGGCAGAGAGUCCCUCGAAACCACCUUCUCUUGCUUGGGCGAUCUUGAAAUCUUUCUGGAAAGAAGCUGCUUGUAAUGCAGUCUUUGCCGGUUUGAACACUCUUGUUUCUUACGUGGGUCCUUAUUUGGUGAAUGACUUUGUUAACUAUUUGGGUGGGAAAGAGACUUACCCUCAUGAAGGCUACAUCCUCGCUGGGAUCUUCUUUGCUGCAAAGCUCGCAGAGACUCUAACCACUCGGCAGUGGUAUCUUGGUGUGGAUAUCUUGGGGAUGCAUGUGAGAUCAGCUCUAACGGCUAUGGUGUACAGAAAAGGGCUAAAACUCUCGAGUUUAACCAAACAGAACCACACGAGCGGUGAGAUUGUGAACUACAUGGCCGUUGAUGUGCAGAGAGUGGGCGAUUACUCGUGGUACCUCCAUGAUAUGUGGAUGCUUCCUCUACAGAUUGUACUUGCUCUCGGGAUUUUGUACAGGAGUGUUGGACUGGCAGCUGUAGCCACGUUGGUGGCCACUAUUUUCUCUAUUAUUGCCACUAUCCCACUGGCGAAAAUCCAAGAGGAGUAUCAGGACAAACUGAUGUCUGCAAAAGAUGAGCGAAUGAGGAAGACUUCCGAGUGUUUGAGGAACAUGAGGAUUCUGAAACUGCAGGCUUGGGAGGAUAGGUACCGGCUUGUACUCGAGGGAAUGAGGAGUACAGAGUUCAAAUGGCUUCGCAAGGCUUUGUACUCGCAAGCGUUUAUCACAUUUAUAUUCUGGAGCUCGCCGAUAUUUGUAGCUGCAAUCACAUUUGCUACAGCUAUAGGCUUAGGAACUCAGCUUACUGCAGGUGGUGUUCUCUCAGCGCUUGCAACAUUCAGGAUUCUUCAGGAGCCGCUAAGGAAUUUCCCUGAUCUGGUGUCUAUGAUGGCUCAGACUAAAGUAUCUCUUGAUCGAAUAUCGGGAUUUCUGCAAGAGGAGGAGCUGCAAGAAGAUGCUACGAUAAUCCUUUCUCAAGGUGUUUCUGAAACAUCUGUGGAGAUCAAAGACGGCUGUUUCUCGUGGGAUCCUUCGUGGGUUAGGCCAACUUUGUUUGGAAUUCAUUUGAAUGUUAAGAGAGGAAUGCGAGUAGCUGUCUGUGGAGUCGUUGGUUCUGGGAAGUCAAGUUUUCUUUCUUGUAUACUUGGAGAAAUCCCUAAAAUCUCGGGUGAAGUCAGAAUAUGCGGUAGUGCGGCUUAUGUUUCACAGUCCGCAUGGAUUCAGUCAGGGAAUAUAGAAGAAAAUAUUCUCUUUGGCAGUCCAAUGGAUAAGCCCAAGUACAAGAACGUUAUACAUGCUUGUACAUUGAAACGAGACUUGGAGCUCUUCUCACAUGGCGAUCAGACCAUUAUCGGUGACAGAGGCAUAAACCUCAGCGGUGGUCAGAAGCAGAGAGUUCAGCUCGCAAGAGCGCUAUACCAGGAUGCUGAUGUAUAUCUGCUCGACGACCCUUUUAGCGCUGUUGAUGCUCACACUGGCUCCGAACUCUUCAAGGAAUACAUAUUGACGGCUCUGGCAGACAAGACUGUAAUAUUUGUAACUCAUCAGGUCGAGUUUCUUCCAGCCACAGAUCUUAUAUUGGUUCUUAGAGAUGGCCAAAUUAUACAGUCAGGGAAGUAUGAGGAACUGCUACAAGCAGGAACCGAUUUCCUAUCACUUGUGUCUGCUCAUCAUGAAGCUAUUGAAGCAAUGGACAUUCCCAGCCACUCAUCAGAGGACUCUGACAGCAAUCAGGUGCUAGACCAGUCAUUGCCACACAAUCCAAAAUCCAACGCUUCCUCGAGCAACAUUGAGAUUCUGGCCAAGGAGGUCCAAGAAGGGCCAUCGGGGUCUAACCAAAAAGCCAUCAAAGAGAAAAAGAAAGCAAAACGGAUGAGGAAGAAACAGCUGGUGCAGGAAGAGGAACGUGUGCGGGGACGAGUCAAUAUGAAGGUGUACUGGUCAUAUAUGGCUGCAGCCUAUAAAGGGAUGUUGAUUCCACUCAUAAUCAUUGCACAGUCGCUGUUUCAGUUCCUUCAGAUUGCAAGUAACUGGUGGAUGGCCUGGGCAAAUCCGCAAACAGAGGGAGACCAAGCUAAAGUGAGCUCCGCGGUCCUUCUCAUCGUGUUUAUUGCGCUAGCUCUUGGUAGCUCAGUGUUUAUCUUUGUCCGAGCUGUUCUGGUCGCCACAUUUGGCCUUGCAGCUGCCCAGAAGCUGUUUCUGAACAUGCUCAGGAGUGUUUUUCGCGCACCAAUGUCGUUUUUUGACUCGACUCCUGCUGGAAGGAUCUUAAAUCGGGUAUCUAUCGAUCAAAGUGUAGUGGAUCUUGAUAUUCCUUUUAGGCUCGGAGGAUUUGCUUCAACAACAAUACAGCUCAUCGGCAUUGUUGGUGUGAUGACAAACGUUACAUGGCAAGUGUUUCUUCUUAUAAUUCCAACUGGCAUUGCUUGCUUGUGGAUGCAGAAAUACUACAUGGCUUCGUCUAGAGAGCUGGUUCGGAUUGUGAGCAUACAGAAGUCUCCAAUUAUCCAUCUUUUUGGUGAGUCAAUAGCGGGUGCAGCAACAAUCAGAGGGUUUGGCCAAGAAAAGCGUUUCAUGAAGAGAAACCUCUAUUUACUGGACUGCUUUGCCCGCCCUUUCUUCUGCAGCAUUGCUGCAAUUGAGUGGCUCUGUUUACGCAUGGAGCUACUCUCUACUUUCGUGUUUGCCUUCUGCAUGAUCCUUCUUGUUAGCUUCCCACAUGGAACAAUCGAUCCAAGCAUGGCUGGCCUUGCAGUAACCUAUGGCCUUAAUUUAAACGCUCGCCUUUCCCGGUGGAUACUUAGCUUCUGUAAGCUUGAGAACAAAAUCAUCUCCAUCGAAAGAAUCUAUCAGUACAGUCAAAUUCCCAGUGAAGCUCCUGCAUUCAUCGAGGACGCUCACCCUCCUUCCUCGUGGCCAGAAAAUGGAACCAUUGAGAUCAACAAUUUGAAGGUUCGAUAUGGAGAGAAUCUACCAACUGUUCUUCAUGGAAUCAACUGUGUGUUCCCUGGUGGCAAGAAGAUUGGGAUUGUGGGGCGCACUGGAAGUGGCAAAUCAACUCUGAUCCAAGCGCUAUUCCGGCUGAUAGAGCCAUAUGCAGGGCAGAUCAUCAUUGACGGCAUCGAUAUCUCCUCCAUUGGUCUUCACGAUCUCCGUAGCCGUCUCAGUAUCAUUCCCCAAGACCCUACCUUGUUUGAAGGCACUAUCCGGGGAAACCUUGACCCUCUUGAAGAACACACUGAUCAAGAAGUUUGGCAGGCUCUAGAUAAGUCACAACUGGGGGACAUAGUUCGCGCCAAAGAUCAGAAGCUCGAUACUCCAGUGUUAGAAAAUGGAGAUAAUUGGAGCGUGGGACAGAGGCAGCUGGUGUCACUGGGGCGUGCAUUGCUCAAACAAGCGAGAAUUCUUGUGCUUGAUGAAGCAACUGCUUCGGUUGACUCAGCCACUGAUAAUCUCAUCCAGAAGAUUCUAAGAACAGAGUUUGAAGAUUGCACUGUCUGUACUAUCGCACAUCGAAUCCCGACUGUGAUCGAUAGUGACAUGGUUCUCGUUCUAAGCGAUGGUCUUGUUGCGGAAUUCGACACACCAACACGACUUCUAGAAGAUAAAUCAUCCAUGUUCCUGAGAUUGGUCACUGAAUACUCCUCGAGAUCCAGCGGCAUUCCUGACUUCUGA